UCCUGUGAGAAGCUGGCCCUGGGUUUUUUUUAAACAUAUAUAUAUAUAUAUAUAAACUUGUUUGCACACUGCUCUGCAAACAGUAACUCUGUGACUUAUUAAUCCCAUCGCACAGGCAACACCGGCAGCUUUUUGCUUCGGUCACAAGAAACUUUAAACCUGUUCGGGGAGGGAGAGACAGAGAGAAAAAAAACGGCGACAGGAAUGGAAUCAGGGAGAGAGAGCGAACUCCAAGAUCAGGAGGCAGCGAGAGACCAUCAGAACACGGAGGUGAGGACAUUGGAGACUACAGAUCAGACAGCGCUCACCCACUCAACUGAACACCGAGAGGAGCCUCCGAACGCUCAGAGAAAUGAAAAUCCCUUGACGGAAAACACUGAAAGGAACCAUCGAGGAGUUAACUGUAUGCUUCAACCCAAAGGUACAAGCGAUCAAACUACGACCACACUGGGCUAUAUCAAUAGAGCCUUCACUGGGGAGCCUCCUCCAUAUUCACCACCAGAUCCAAAGAGCAUUCACCUUGUUUACCCCUCGUAUGGAUGCUCUAUCCCAGGACAGUUACCCAUCAGGUACCAGCCUGGUGUACCAGAUCCUCUCUUCUACCAGCAUCAGCAGCCUGCAUCCUGCCCUUUCUCCAUUUAUAACUGCCCGUUACCAGGAGUGCAUCAUGAACAGAGCACACCACCGAAGGACUACAUGCUGGAGUCUGUACUUGUGACAGUAUUCUGCUGUCUGCUGUCUGGGAUUUUAGCCAUCAUCUUUUCACAUGAGACCCGCCUGGCGGUUCAGAGAGGAGACCACAGAUACGCUGAGAGCACUUCGAGGAAGGUGCGGGCACUGGUUCUGUUCAGCUUGCUCUUCGGGGUCUUUGUGUCCAUUGCCUGGGUCAUCUACGUGGUUGUGGCACUCUACUUUGUGUGAGGGGUGCCGUGAGUAACCCAGGACAGGGUAACAACCCCUCAGCUGGGUCCUGCAGCUUUGUGAAUGACCCAUGUUAGUAACCUGGGGGCCCCUGACUUUGUACUCUGUGGUGUUGUACAGCAAACCCUGUGCUGGCGAAGCUGUUUCACUUUCCCACAAUGGAACAUGGCAGAACAUUUACAAUACCAUCAGAACCUUGAUCUUUCAGACCUUUAUUCAUUCGUGGGAUGUGGACAUUACUGGCUGGGCCCAGCUUUUAUUGCCCGUCCCUAGUUGCCCCUUGAGAAUGUGGGGGUCAGCUACCUUCUUGAA
Molecule: messenger RNA, 1233 nt
Organism: Rhincodon typus (whale shark)
Lineage: Eukaryota; Metazoa; Chordata; Chondrichthyes; Orectolobiformes; Rhincodontidae
Product: proline rich transmembrane protein 1B
Exons: 4
Coding region: 205-921 (238 amino acids)
Cellular component (GO): membrane
Source: RefSeq, a predicted model, not a curated record